Molecule: messenger RNA, 312 nt
Organism: Rotaria socialis
Lineage: Eukaryota; Metazoa; Rotifera; Eurotatoria; Philodinida; Philodinidae
Source: the annotation of a GenBank genome assembly
AUGACAAUUGUUUUCAUUGUUUUACCCAUGAAAGCCUACGAAGAUCAUGUUCGUAAUACUGGUGCACAAGUAUCACAUCCAAUGAUGAAAGAAAUGCUCGCUGGCUUAGCAGCGGCUGAGGUUGAUAAACUCUUUGAAACCAAAGGACUUGAUUUUCUUGAUCGAGAAGAAGCAAAGCGUCGUGCUGUUCAGCAAGCACAUCAACUUGCUGAUGAAAAAUAUGGACCUGGCAAUAUAUUUAAUACUGAAGGCCAAUAUGGAGAAGAGCAUUCCCAUCGUCAUCAUCAUUUUCAUCAUCACAGUGAAGAAUAG